AUGCCGCCACUCGGAAAGAGCUUACUUAUAGCAACGGCUGGUAUUGCUGGUUUUUCUCUACUAUUGCUAAUCAUUAGUGUCGCUACAACAACAUGGCUUGAUAAUGGAAAUGGCAGCACCAUUGGUCUCUUUCGAAAAUGCUAUGGAGACAAUACAGCAAAUCUAGGUUUAAGUAAUGGGCCAGGAUGUUACAAUGAGAACCGGGUAACGCAAGCUGGUCUGUCGAUUUUCGGCCUUCUACUGCUUGUGUUCUCUAUCGUUGCGGUCAUAGCCAGUGUAUUUAUUCCCAAUCCAAUAAUCUUAUUCGGAGGAUUAGGCUUACUAUACUUUUCGUCAAUGUUUGUUAUGGCUGCAUAUGCUACUUGGGGCAACUAUACGCGCGAUACAGCAACAUACUUCUUUCCAUACAGCCCAACAAUAAAUAUACCGAAUACAUCAGUCGGACCAUCGUACAAUUUGUGUGUUGCUGCACAUUACUUCAUCUGGACGGCACUGACAGUGCUCGCAUUUGCUACUGGUUAUCUCUACUCUGCCGAACGCAAUCAACCCUAA
Adineta ricciae is the source of this 552-nucleotide messenger RNA. Lineage: Eukaryota; Metazoa; Rotifera; Eurotatoria; Adinetida; Adinetidae. The record is from the annotation of a GenBank genome assembly.